Messenger RNA from Alternaria alternata, 1003 nucleotides. RefSeq lists its product as hypothetical. The record is from RefSeq and is a predicted model, not a curated record. The transcript has 3 exons. NCBI's taxonomy places the organism in Eukaryota, Fungi, Ascomycota, Dothideomycetes, Pleosporales, Pleosporaceae. Bases 268 to 900 code for a protein of 210 amino acids.
AUGGUAGUGAGAGACUAAGAGACGGGAUCAGGACAGUCGGAUGAGGCGCUGGAUCUUCAUUUAGUCUUCGUGUGGUGAGCUGAAGAUGUGGAGUGUGGGGAGUCAUGGCUGGUAGCUCCGCGGUAUACGUCUGAUCUCUAUGAACUUGGAAUCGAGAUGAGCAGUAUAAGAGUCUGGUACAUCCUUCGACGGUAAGUAUUACAACAUCCAUCGUCGUUCAUCACACUCGACACCUUGAUCACCACCUUGAUUGUCACCUUGCGAGUCAUGCUUGGCGCAAAACCACUCACUUGCGGCAUCCUUGCUGCUAUUGCACCCAUUGCAGCGGCCGGAUAUGGAAAUGCAAACCCUUUCUGCAAAGGUGGCAUUCCUGCCAUCGCAGCUGCCAUCCUGACCAAAUACGAACCUGCUGAGACUUUCUGUUCGAGCACAUAUCCUCUGCCCAAAAUCACGUCCACCAAGACUGCAAGCACAUCGACCGUAACGACCACUGUUGCUACUGUGAGUCCUACCACCACAGUCGCUACUGUCACAGCAACAAUCACUCCUUCCACUGAGACAGUCACUGUCACUUCGGACACAGUGACAGAAUCGGUCACCACCACUGUUGAUACCACCACGUUCACAGAAUACGUUGAAGCGACGACUACGUCUACAUCUACGUUCUACACCAUCUCCAUCAUACAGAAGCGAGAUGAAGACAACCAACUGGUUGAACGCCACAACCCUCAGGCAGCAUCUCACUGGGCUAGCGUCCAGAAGCAAGCCAAGUCCUUCGUCGGUAGCGUGUGCACAUGUCUAGAAACGCCUGUCACCGUCUCAGCGACAACGACACCAUUGACAACGACAAGCGUCACGGCCACUUCAUCCGUCGAGGUUACUGCUACAGCCACAGAGUAAGUUCAGACCAUGCCUUGAGCGAACACAAAAGCCUGACUUUUGCAGCACCGUGACCGCCACCUCGACCGUGUCCGCUACCUCAACCACCACCACAACAAUUUCC